Molecule: messenger RNA, 5022 nt
Organism: Brassica rapa (field mustard)
Lineage: Eukaryota; Viridiplantae; Streptophyta; Magnoliopsida; Brassicales; Brassicaceae
Product: pentatricopeptide repeat-containing protein At1g28690, mitochondrial
Biological process (GO): RNA modification
Molecular function (GO): protein binding; RNA binding
Source: RefSeq, a predicted model, not a curated record
AAUUUUAUUUUUUAUUUUGUUCAAUUUUGCAUUCAUCUAGUGGUCACAAAUAGAAGCCUUAGUCAAAUCUCACGAGGACAUAGCAUACUUUCCAAUUCGGUUUGUUCGGGUCAUGAAACAUAGAAAUUGAAUUAUACUGGUUCUGGUUCGGUUUUAAUUGACAAAACCGGAUUUGCCAGCUCUAGUUAUGCGUGCAUAAACCGGAUCUUGUCAAACCCCUAAACACGCUUGACGUGAAUUUUCAAUAAUAAAUUUUUUUUUUUCGCAUGCUCGUCACUGUGAUGCGUUAUUCGCCGACGGGCAUGAAGUUUCACACUCGUCUCGUCGUCGAACUUCCGAUCCGGCGUGAGCGUUUUCAUCGGAUUAGUCCUCUUUUGUCGUUGAUUUGCUACUUCACGGGGGUAUGUAUGCCCACCACUUGUUCGACGAAAAUCUACCUGAAAUGUUGGAUGAUUAAGCAGAGUUUGGAGAGAAGCUUUCAUGAAAAGCGAGAUCUAUGGAUGUUUCUAGAUCUAAUCUGAUGAGAUCUCUCCACUUGAAGUUCCAAUGGAAUAUGAUUAUUUGCAUUGCCACUAAAAAUGGAUUCUGCUUUCAAAUUGUUAUGGCCUUCGCCGUAUGAAGUUUACUGGUUGAAAGACUUAUAAAUUGAUAUUGGACGUGAAGCAGCGUUGUCUCUUGGGGUAGCAUGGAAGAAUUUGCUAUCUAGAAAGUAUUUUCUUGCUGCACAUAUGAGUCAGUUGACUUGGAAUCAAAGGUGCAUUUUGAUGCUCAUUAUAUUACUUGCAACAACUCACUCACCAACCUAUUAUAUGUGAAUUCGGCAGUCUACAAAACGUGAUGAUGUGCCCUAUAUGAAGUUUACUACUUACAAAGAUUAAUUGACUGUGCGUGAAACAGCGAAGGGAGGUGUUUUGUGGUUGAAGAGUUUGCUUAGUUAAAAUGGUCAUUAAUGUUCUGUGUUCCAUUGCUGAAGCUCAUUAAUUAAUCGCAGUGACGCCAGACGACAUGCAAAGCUCAAUCUUGAUGAAUCUGGCAGCUCACAAAUUGUGAUGGCCUUCUCCGUAUGAAGUUUACUGGUUUAAAGACUUACAGAUUGAUAUUGGACGUGAAGCAACGUGGUCUCUUGGAGAAAUAUAGCAGCAUUCAGCUAUUGAUGCUCCUGAUCAAUCGGCUAUUCAGAAAGUGUUUUCUCGCUGCACAUGUGAGUCAGUGGAUGUGAAAGCCAAGAGUGUAGAUUUAAAGGAAAAUUUUACCUGAAUUCUGGAACCAGGCUAGGUAGCUGUUGCAACCAGAGGGAAAAUCAUAUCCUUGAUAAUUGCAUGUGCUUUGUAGAUCUUUAAAAGUUUCAGUUCUUGAUUCUCUAUAUUCCUGCAAUUUUUGUUUUUGUUUUUCAUUGACAACUACAUAUGCUUUUUGCCCAAUUGCUGUGGUUCGAUUUUGAAGAAUCUAGUUGAAUGCCAGUAUAAGUAUUGCCUCAUGUUUUCUUGAUGAAUCUGUAGAAGGGAGGUGUUUUGUUGUUGAAGUGUUUGCGUAGUUAAAAUGGUCAUUAAUGUUCUGUGUUCCAUUGCUGAUGCUCAUUAAUUAAUCGCAGUGAUGCCCUAUGACAUGCAAAGUGGUCUCUUGGAGAAAUAUAGCAGCAUUCAGCUAUUGAUGCUCCUCAUCAAUCCGCUAUCCAGAAAGUGUUUUCUCGCUGCACAUGUGAGUCAGUGGAUGUGAACGCCAAGUUAUAUCUUGAAGAAGUUGCAGCAUUCAGCUAUUCUCCAAAAAGUGUUUUCUUUCGAAAAGCCAAGGUACAUACAUAGCGAUUCUCAACCAAUGAAAUUGUUUGAGAAACUGAAGGGAAAUGAAUGUAUAGUUGUUGAACAUGAGCUGUUCACAACUAAUGCAGUAAAACAGGUUUAUUCUACAAGAUAGUUCUCAGCUUGCAUUUUAGGACAGCUAUCCAAAAAAGUCAAUGGGGGCAUUCCGAGAAUCGAACUCGGGACCUCUCGCACCCAAAGCGAGAAUCAUACCACUAGACCAAAUGCCCUGUUGUUUAUUUGCCGUUUUGGAGAACCUGGCAGCAUAAAAAAGGUGUUUUCGUGAAGCAAAUAUGAGUCACGGCGUGUGAAAGCAGAGGUACCUUGUGGAUCCAAUUCUACGAGUUUUUAAACUUCCGCACUCAAUUUUCUGAAGUCAUGAUGGGCUAUUGUUAUGAUUCUUGAUUGUCACUGUAAAUCCAUAUGCUAUUGAACAGAUUGUUUUACGUUUGAAUGUUAAUUAUCAUAAAGUUAUCAGCAAAAGCUUUUGCCUUUCAAACGUGACAUGAAGCACUGCGUAGGCUAAUGAACAGAGUUCCUGAAUGCUAUUUGAUCAAGCUUCUCUUGUAUUUUGGAUUUUAACUUGCUCACAUUCCAAGAGCUAGAGAUUUGAGUCCUGCUGCUCAGUUUUUUUUUUUGGCUUAACAUUUCGAUGAGCAAACUAAUUCUAGAAGUUGUAUAAUUUUAGGGGGGAACUUGUUAAUUGCUUUCAUUUAAAAGUAUUACAGUUUUUUGUUUACAACGGUAAAAAAAAAAAGCUGAAUAUUAAAAGUUAUGGUUAAAAUUCAAAUAUAAACCAAAGCCAACUAAUAUUAUGCUUCUACAACAAGAAACUUCUCUAUUACCAAACAACUGUUGGAAAAAACCACUGUUAUUACCGGUCAAGGAUCGAUCUUGAUCACAGUUUAGAUCAGCUAAUGAGAAUCUUCAGACUCUCAUCAGUCGCACCGCGAAUUUUCCAGUCAAAUCACUACACAACUCUCUCACCGGCGGCAGCCAUCGCCGGAGCUCUUCAAGAACACAUCAACUCUCCGUCCCCAAACUCCGGGAAGAAGAUUCACGCCGACAUAAUCAAAACUGGGUUUAGACCAAAUCUGAACAUAUCCAUCAAACUACUUAUCUUACACUUAAAAUGCGGAUGCAUGACUUACGCACGCCAAGUGUUCGACGAAUUGCCGAAACCAACGCUAUCGGCUUACAACUACAUGAUCAGUGGCUACCUGAAGCAAGGAUUGGUAAAGCAAUGUCUUCUCCUAGUUCAACGCAUGGCAUUCUCUGGAGAAAAGGCAGACGGGUACACGCUCUCCAUGGUUCUAAAGGCAUCAUCAUCAUCAUCAUCUACUAGUCUUGGUAGCUUAUGCAGGCUUGUCCACGCCCGGAUUAUAAAAGGCCACGUUGAGCUAGACGAUGUGUUGGUCACUGCGCUUGUUGAUGCUUAUGUCAAGAGCGGGAAGCUGGAGUGUGCGAGGACCGUGUUCGAAACGAUGAAAGACGAGAGUGUGGUGUGUUCCACAUCGAUGAUCUCGGGUUACAUGAACCAAGGAUUCGUGGAGGAUGCUGAAGAGAUUUUUGAUAAGACUAGAGUGAAGGACAUUGUGGUUUACAACGCUAUGGUUGAAGGUUUGAGCAGAACAGGUGAGACUGCUAAGAGAGCUGUUGAGAUGUAUGUCUCGAUGCAGCGGGCCGGUUUCCAUCCGAAUAUCUCGUCAUUCGCUAGCGUGAUUGGCGCGUGUUCGGUUCUGACGGCGCGUGAAGUUGGUAUGCAGGUGCACGGUCAGGUUAUGAAGAGUGGAGUUUACGAGCAUAUUAAAAUGGGGAGCUCUUUGUUGGAUAUGUAUGCAAAGUGCGGUGGAAUCGAUGAUGCGAGGAGAGUGUUUGACCAGAUGCAAGAGAGGAACGUGUUUUCUUGGACUUCGAUGAUCGAUGGGUAUGGGAAGAACGGGAACCCUGAGGAAGCGCUUGAGCUGUUCGCUAAGAUGAAGGAAGUGAAUAUAGCACCUAACUAUGUAACCUUUCUUGGAGCUCUCUCUGCGUGUUCGCAUUCUGGUUUGGUUGAGAAAGGCUAUGAGGUUUUUGAGAGCAUGCAGAGAGAUUACUCUAUGAGGCCGAAGAUGGAACACUAUGCUUGCAUGGUUGAUCUCAUGGGACGGGCUGGAGAUUUGAGUAAAGCUUUUGAGUUUGUUAGGGCGAUGCCGGAAAGGCCUAACUCGGAUGUUUGGGCUGCUCUUCUGAGUUCUUGUAGACUGCAUGGUAAUGUUGACAUUGCAAGCGCAGCUGCGAGUGAGCUUUUUAAACUGAAUGCUGAUAAAAGACCUGGGGCUUAUAUAGCGUUGUCCAAUGUUUUGGCUUCUGCUGGUAAGUGGGAGAAGGUGAGCGAGAUUAGGGAUGUGAUGAAAGCUAGAAAGAUACCUAAGAACAUUGGUCGUAGUUGGAUUAGUGCCGAUAAAGCUCAAUGAAGGUCUUGUGUAUCAGAGACUGAAUAGGGGAUGAGACUUUUUGCGACCAAGUGGUUUACAGAAGUGAUAUCUAUGAAACAUUCAGUAAGGCUUCUCUCAUUCACACUCUUCAAUUCAACAGUGAGCUCGAAACAUAUACUUUCAGUGAUGAAACCAAAUCAAUAUUGCGGUUAGUUAUGUUGCGUCUUUGUAAGUGCGGUUUGUUACAGAAGUGUUAAGUUGCUUUGUAGGUAAACAAGAGAGCACAUAGUCAUUCUUGUGAAGCGUAUCAAUGGCCUCUUCUGAGUAGGGUGAACCAGGCCUAUUUAGGUAAUUUCAAGUGUGGCCAUGCCUAACAAUGAUAUUGGCCUUUGAUUUUGUGUGGUUGUGAACUUGUGGUAUUUGCAGCUGACAAAAUAUGCUUUUUGAUAUCAAUUUAUAAAACAAUUAAAAGGAAAAAUCAAUGCCUUGAGGACAAAACAGCUCAUGAAUCCAAUAAACUACCAAACAGUAAGUUCCAUGACCAUACUGUCUCCCCUACAACAGUUCCAACCAAUAAUUUUGUUUCUCAUUCAUACACCAUUACCAAAUCAUUCAUCAUUUUAUGGUUCUAGUUUUGUACGCAUCUACUAAAAUAAUUGAUAUAUAUUGGUAUUUAAUCAUGCUUGUCUUCAUUGUUUUUCUCCUCCACAAGGUUAGUUUUUUUUUUUCCUCUUCGUUUCACAAGUAUAUUUGUUGACAAAUGAAAAAUUAUUUAGAAAUGAGAAUACAUAAUUUACAAAAAAAAA